UCUGUUCAUUCCGCAUAUAUAAAGUUCAGUGCUACGGGCGUGGCUGCGCUGAACCAUAGGUUUAUGAGGGGUUUUUUUUUUUUUUUCUUUGUCAGGUCCCGUCUGGUCUGUGAUGUCACCUGUUUAAUGAGAGUGGAUAGGAUAGAUGAGAGUGGGAGGCAGAAAUCCGCCUGAGUUGUUUUGUGCGUUUUAACUGAACAGUGCGUUGCUCUGCGUUGGAGUUCACGCGCUCCAGUGGUUUCGCCUUUAGCAUCUGAAUGUAACUGUCGCUGGGUUGAAGGGUUUAGAGCGCGAGACCACUGAUCUGUUGUCCAACUGUCUCACGGCAACUUUGAGUGAAGAGCCUUACUAACUGCUGGUGUGUGGAUAUCUAAUGCCAUUCGGUUGAUGGAGCGUCGCAGGCCUUCUGUUUGCCAUUUCCCGAGUGCAACUUUUUAAAUUCGUGACAUAGCCUACUUAUACCGCGUCCGUCUGCAGCGUGCGCCUUCUUCACCGUUUCCGUUGAGUAAAAACGGUCAAAUAACUGCGCUCGAGCCGCACGCUUUCCAGCUUCCCACCUCGGAGGUUCGACAUACCGUCGGCUUGGUUUUGAUUUUUUAUUUUUUUUUAUUGUUUGCCUUUUAAAAGCGCAGUUGGUCAGCGAGCUGGUAGUUAACUCGGAGCCAUGGGCUGUACGGUGAGCGCCGAGGACAAGGCGGCCGCCGAAAGGUCGAAAAUGAUCGACAAAAACCUCCGCGAAGAUGGCGAGAAGGCGGCGAGAGAGGUGAAACUGCUUCUUCUCGGUGCAGGGGAAUCUGGAAAGAGCACCAUUGUGAAGCAGAUGAAAAUCAUCCACGAAGAUGGCUACUCGGAAGAUGAAUGUAAGCAGUACAGAGCUGUGGUGUACAGCAACACCAUCCAAUCUAUAAUGGCCAUCAUCAAAGCCAUGAGUAACCUCAAGAUCGAUUAUGGAGAUUCAGCGAGAACGGAUGAUGCAAGGCAGCUCUUUGCACUGUCUGCUGCAGCAGAAGAGCAGGGAAUCCUCCCAGACGACUUGGCCAAUGUGAUCCGCAGACUGUGGGCUGACAGCGGGGUGCAGGGAUGUUUCAGCCGCUCCAGAGAGUACCAGCUCAAUGACUCUGCUGCCUAUUAUUUGAAUGAUCUUGAGAGGAUAGCACGAGCAGACUACAUUCCCACCCAACAGGACGUGCUGAGGACCAGAGUGAAAACUACCGGUAUCGUCGAGACACACUUCACUUUUAAGGACCUGCACUUCAAGAUGUUUGAUGUUGGAGGCCAGAGGUCUGAGAGAAAGAAGUGGAUCCACUGCUUUGAAGGAGUGACUGCCAUCAUCUUCUGUGUGGCUCUAAGUGCCUAUGACCUGAUGCUGGCUGAAGAUGAGGAGAUGAACCGUAUGCAUGAGAGCAUGAAGCUCUUUGACUCCAUCUGCAACAAUAAAUGGUUCACAGAGACCUCCAUCAUCCUCUUUCUCAAUAAGAAGGAUCUGUUUGAGGAGAAGAUCACACGCAGCCCUCUGACCAUCUGCUUCCCUGAGUAUACAGGAGCCAACAAAUAUGACGAAGCAGCAAGCUAUAUCCAGACCAAGUUUGAGGAUCUGAACAAGAAGAAGGAUACAAAAGAGAUUUACACCCACUUUACCUGCGCCACCGACACCAAGAACGUGCAGUUUGUGUUCGAUGCUGUCACCGACGUCAUCAUCAAAAACAACCUGAAGGACUGCGGGCUUUUCUAAUGACAACAUCAGGGAGCAUGCCAAGGAAGAGCUCAGCUGUGUGGUGCACCUGCAUUAGCGUCGGUCAUCACAGUGCCAGACUGCCUACAGCCAUCCAGACAAACGCUGAAUUUUCAUCUAAUACCUUUUUGGGGAAGGGGAGGGAGGUUUGACCAAGAACCACGUAAAAGAGAAAUUAUAUAUUGCAGAAUUCCACCAGUCACAAUUCCAAAAUCCCCUUUCGGGGUACCUAAUUUUUAUUCCCUUUUUUUUUGUAAAUAUUUUUGAGGUUAUUUUCUUUUAGAUUGUUUCUGCUGUUUCUCUUUGCUCCUUGACUUUUGUUUUUGAGUACUACAAUGCAAAAGAUUGAGGGAGAUUGGGGGCGGGGGGAUAUUUGAUAAAUAAAUUUUCCUUUUCUUUAACAGAUGCAGAAAUCUUAAUAAAUGUUCCUGUGUAAUAUGUCUUUUGUAAAAGCUAUGUAAGCACAGAUUGGGAUCAAUACAACUUUUGCUUUGGUCUUUUUAUUUUCUUUUUCUUUUUUUACUACUUACACAUGAAUUUUACAUUCCUGGCUUAACUGUACAACAAAAUGAAUGAUAAUAAUAAGAAAAAGAACAAAUAGCUUGCUCUGAUUUCAGCCACAGUGUGUGACAUGCUCUCAGUAAUUUGUCUUAGGCAUUUAACUUUCUGAAAUCCUAGCUUCACUUUGCUCAACACUGUACAACUGUGACUAAUACGUAUGACGCAUAACUGUCUUCUCUCGUCCUUUUGUGUUCCUGCCCCAACUCUUUCCUUCUGUUUUGUGCCUUGACUUCUGUUUUUUCACAUUGUCCGUAGAAUUUAGAGCAAUUUCAUUUUCCAGUAUCUAAUGAAGUUAAAUAUGAGGUUUGUGGUUUUAGGAGACAGUUAAAACGUGACCGCCAUCUGAUGAAUAUGAAAAAUGCCAUGAAAUGUUUUAUUGAAAAUAAAACUUGAUUUCACUUCAA
Hemibagrus wyckioides is the source of this 2697-nucleotide messenger RNA. RefSeq names its product guanine nucleotide binding protein (G protein), alpha inhibiting activity polypeptide 2b (gene gnai2b). Gene Ontology annotation, cellular component: heterotrimeric G-protein complex. Bases 665 to 1732 code for a protein of 355 amino acids. The record is from RefSeq and is a predicted model, not a curated record. Gene Ontology annotation, molecular function: G protein-coupled receptor binding; GTP binding; G-protein beta/gamma-subunit complex binding. The transcript is spliced from 9 exons. Lineage: Eukaryota; Metazoa; Chordata; Actinopteri; Siluriformes; Bagridae. Gene Ontology annotation, biological process: adenylate cyclase-modulating G protein-coupled receptor signaling pathway; gamma-aminobutyric acid signaling pathway.